AUGUCAAAUCCAAGUAAGGGUCAUUGGGAAGUGCUGAAGUGUUUGUUUAGGUACUUGAAGGGAACUUCAAAUGUUUGUCUUAAGUUUGGGAGAAAUUCAAGCGGGUUGAUUGGGUAUUGUGAUUCCGACUAUGCGGGUGACUUAGAUGCUAGAAAAUCUACCUCGAGGAAUGUUUUUGCAUUGGGUGGAACGACGGUAAGUCGGCAAUCGUUGCUCCAAGAUGUGGUCGCCAUGUCCACCACCAAAGCGGAGUAUAUAGCUAUCGCCAAAUCAUUUAAAGAGGCAAAGUUGCUAAAAGGGUUAGUUGGUGAGAUGUGCCCUGAGAUGAGCUAG
This is a messenger RNA of Amaranthus tricolor (Joseph's coat), 333 nucleotides long. RefSeq names its product secreted RxLR effector protein 161-like. Lineage: Eukaryota; Viridiplantae; Streptophyta; Magnoliopsida; Caryophyllales; Amaranthaceae. The coding region runs from base 1 to 333 and encodes 110 amino acids. The transcript has a single exon. The record is from RefSeq and is a predicted model, not a curated record.